This is a messenger RNA of Penicillium waksmanii, 396 nucleotides long. RefSeq names its product YbjQ family protein. The transcript has a single exon. NCBI's taxonomy places the organism in Eukaryota, Fungi, Ascomycota, Eurotiomycetes, Eurotiales, Aspergillaceae. The record is from RefSeq and is a predicted model, not a curated record. Bases 1 to 396 code for a protein of 131 amino acids.
AUGGCCGGCUCGACAAAGAGAGAAAAGGGAAAGGAGAAAGAUGUCCCAUCCUGCUUCACCGAUACUCACGGAAUUGUCACGACCACAAUGAACGAUCUCCCAGGCUACAAGAUCAAAACAGUUCUAGGAACCAUUUACGGUAUCACCGUUCGGACUCGAAAUUGGGGCGCAGACAUAGGCGCCGUUGUUCGAUCGGCUGUUGGAGGCGAGAUUCGGUUCUUCACCAAUCUCAUGUAUACCUCGAGAGAGGAGGCCAUGGAACGACUGGUCGGCGAGUGCAUGAGUCGCGGGGGCAAUGCAAUCAUCGCUGUCAGAUUUGAUGUCGCUAGUUUUGGGGCUUGUUCGCAGAUUUGUGCAUAUGGAACUGCUUGUCAAGUAGAAAAGAUCGAGGAGUGA